UGUUUCUCUACUUUCGCUCGGUACUGUAGAGCAAACAAAACAAAAUUAAUGGUAGCUGCCUAAAAAUGAUUACUUAACGUUUAUUUCUUUCGUUGAAGAUUUGUGUAUGGUAAAUUGUUGUAUUAGCUACUAGUUUCGGUGACGACCAUUGGAAGUUCAUCUUUCUUUCAUACAACGGCUGUGUUCAAUUGAGUAUACAUAACUAUGGACUGUCGUUUCUGCGUGUUUCCGACACCUCAUGGGAUUGUACUGCCUUAAGACUACGUAUUGGCGGUUUUAACUACAAAAUCUCAAAUUUGUGACAUUCGUGUGUUUCCCCUGUACCCUUCAAAUAUUUGACAGUGUUCCAUCGUUAUUGUGAAAUAGAGACCCAGUGCAAAGACACACCACUGAAGUUGAUUUGUAUUAAAUUCCGCAGAAAAGGUCUUUGUUUAUUUGCUGUUUAUGGAUCUCAUCAUACACACUAAGCGUCCGUGAUAUUCAGCUGAAAAUCAACAGAUUUGAUCACAUGAAGCUGAGCAUAUUUUUUAAAAUUUUCACGCAGGUUUAACCAUCAUAACAUAUUAAUUUCGCUGGACAAAUGAGGAAAUGAUGUCGAUUAAAAUAAGGCCAAAAAGUACCCAAGAUAUUAAUGAAGGCACCGACAAACUCGAAGAUAAUAUGGAGCAUUUCAAGAAAAGAUUUAUGCAACAAUGUGAUGAAGAUACGACCGCUGUUGAUUCCAAUGGCAAAGAAGCUGGAUCCGAAGAAAAGAAAGAAAUAAAGAUGGUCAGGAAGAAACCAAAUUGUCGCAGUAAGUUCAGACAUAAAGACCUGGAGAUAUACAAAUUGGGCAGUAAUACAGUUCCAACAUCUCUGUGCAAAACAAAGGAACCGUACGACGUAUGCAAGGAGAAAAAUCUGCAAGAGGCCAGCGAAAAUAGCCAAAACGAACCGGAAAAGCUCAGUCGAUCCCCCGUAAAAGGAAGACACUCGAUGCCAGCUGUGAUAUACAGAGUUGCAGAAAGGAGAAAAAAUAAACCUAGGCCGACACAAAUUUUACAGAAUGGCAGUAAAAGUUCUUUAGGGAAUGGCUUCAGUCCUUCUGAAGCACUUCGUCAACUUUCGGACAGCUCUAGCAUCUCUCUAGAGAAGCUUCGUCAAUCUUCGGAAAAUUCCGGAAAUUCUAUUGAGAAGCAUGAUGCACCUUUGGAAAAAUUCGGCAGUUCUCUAGAGAAGCCUGUCGAACGUUCGGAAAGUGUCUGCGAUUCUACGGAAAAGUCUGCUCAAACUUCGGACAAUUCCAGCAAAUUUGUAGAGAAGCCUGGUCAACCUUUGGAAAAUUGCGGCGAUACUUCCGGAAAACCUGAAUCAUCUACUGACAAUUCUAGAUGUACGGUACCAAUAACAAGCAAAGAAAGCUCUAGUCAACCAUCAACGAGUUCCAGUGAUUCCGUAGUUAAGACUGAAGAUUCCAUCAAACCUUCUAGCGGAGUUUCGCCAACAAAAGCGGUUGAGAAUAAGGAGGCCGUUUUAGAAAAACCCCAAGAAUCUGCUUCUCCUGCAACUGAUCAGAAAAAUCCAAUAAACUUAUGCGUCCCGAAAACACAGUCUGAAAACGAAAUUGUCAACGCCAGGCCGAGGAUCGUAAUCGCACCAGCGGCAAAUAACUUUCCUGUACCAAUACAGAGAAACGUUCCAACGAAACCAACUCAAAAGAUAAUACCGAUAAGUAUUAACCCAGAAAUAUCUACAGUGGCUACGGUUUCCAUAAAUCAAGCGCCUGGAAUCGGAAACACACGACAACAAGCACAGGAGGGCGUCAAUUUGCGAGAAGGUGUACUGCGCACCAUAAGCUCUCUGAUCCAAGACAGAUUCCAAUAUCCUUUCAGCGCUGAAUCGCUAUUCAUUGUGAAUAACUGGUACAAAUACUUGAUGCAAAAUCAUGUCCCGGAUCAGUCGACGCCUUUGUUUAACAUGUUCACCAGCAUCUUACGUCAAACAGAAGAUUUUGUUAUGAUACACUUUAACCACUUCGGAAGUGGUUCAUUUCCUGUCAGUAGAAUGUUCGUGGUACAAAUUUUAAUGGCCGAUCUAAAACCACAAAGAGACCUCCUGAUUGAGUUAUUCAAGUCGCAACAUCGAUCUGGAGAUUGGCUGAGGCGAUUAUAUGAAACGCUGUGCUCCUGCAUUCCAUCCGCUUGGAACUAUAUACCUCAGUUAAUGCCUGCCCCUAGACCUACCAAAGCAAGGCAUCUUGAGGAUCAUGGUAUCCGGACACCACAGAAACCUAGGCAACGUGCCAAAUGGGCACGAUCAACUCGGCAGAACAGCCCUAAUGUUGCAUCACCGACGGUACCUUACCUCCAUCCUAACAGCUUACCAGGGUAUACUCCAGGAAUGUACGUUCCUCAAAAUUUUGAAGCAUCAAACCCUAAUGCAUAUUUAAAUGGUAUGCAACAACAACUGGGUAUGAUGAAUCCGCUACUGGCUCCUGGUAACUAUUCCGAACAAAGGAUGACAUACGAUACGUACAUGGCCAUGUUGAGGCAAUUGGCCGCGUUUCAACACUCAGCAAGUCAACAAAUGGAAGUUCCAUUCCUGAGCAGUGCGCCUAAUCCUGUAAAUAUGAGGAAUCGUGCGUCGGAAGUGCGGUUUCCCCAAAUAAAUCCAAUGUCUAUGUCACAACAAACAGGAGACAAUUUGCCGUUGCCUGUUAUUAGACAUCCUCAGCUCAUGCAAGGGAUGCAUUUUCCUGGAUAUAUUCCUGGAGUAAACCUGCCAAGAGAAGUGAAUUCUGCGGCGACAAAUAUACGUGUACCCGCAAAACAGACUGGUUCAGCCUCCAAACAAGUCAAUCCAGUGCCAGUUGAUAUGCGGUUAGAUGAACUUAGGAUAAAUGGAUCUCGAAGCGCGCUGGACCCAAGGCAGGUGUCACUUUAUACACAAGGCAUGUCCAGCUCAUUGACAGCUGGGACUAUGACAUACGGCGUGACUUCCCAGAAUAAUGUGCUACCAGCCAAGGUGGAUAAUCAGGUUCCUGUAAGAUAUCAGCCAGAAUCAAAUCGCGUUCCAGUGUUCAACAAUGUUGGACAGUCUAACCCGGCUUCAGAACAAAGAAAUCCGGACGUUGUUCCUGUGAUAAAUAUUCCGGAAGUGAGUCGGGAUAUUCGUGUGCCAGUGAAUAGUCGUACCGAUGUAGCUUACCCGGCGAUGAGUCAACAUGCCCCUAUGACACAAGCAGUGACACCUAUGAACAGCGAAAUGCAGCACCUUAGGCCUCGUUUUCCCGAACAGGUCAUGUACCGGAUGCCUGUUUCUGUCAAGAGUGAUAUUCCAACGAAUGAUCAAAUACAGCAUCGUGAUAACGCAGGUGGUACCAUUAGAAGAGAUAUACGGAUACCUGCAAAGAAUAAUGCUGCUACGAGUACCAUUUUCGCGAAAAGUUCUAAUGCUGGAACGACGAACAAACCGUGCACGGUUACCAGUACUACAAUGAGAGAAUCGAGGAACGAAUUGCCUAAUGAUUCACAGGGGACCACGGAAGCUGAAAAUUUUGAAAAGGUAAUUCGAACUCAUGUGAUAGUAGACCCGUUAAAAACCAAAAACAUAAGUGAUCUCCAUAAUAGAACGCCUCACACAUCGUCCACAAAAGAUCUCUCUCAGCAGUUGAACGGAAGCUCGCGGUUAACCGCGGCUAAAGACCGAAAUCAAGAUGAUCGACUGAUUGAUCAUAAUGACAUGAUAUCUCGAAAUAAUGAAGCGCCGACCGUGUCUAAUAAUAUGACAGAACAAACAGGCGAAGUUGCAGUAAGACAGAACGAGUGUAAAGAGUGGGAAAAUUCGGAGACUGAAUUGAUACUGUUAAAAGGCGUUUUGAAAGAUCAGUUCAAAGAUUCUUAUCCAGAAAUACUCAGGAGGGUGACGAUGGCUAAAGAGGUUCUCGAGAAGAGAAGACAUCGCAACACAGAGGCCGAUUUUGCAGACGCUGCUAGAGAGAAAACGCUUUCAGUCCAUUCUGAUUCUACUUCUUCCAUGUUACCAAAGAGAAAAACUGAAGAUGGAGCGGAUGUCUUGACGAAGAAGAUGAAGCAUAAACUUUGGCAAGACGCAGAAAUUGAAACUGAACCAGAUGUUACAACGUCUCUGGCCUCAACUACGAAACCCUCGCUGCCCAUUAUAGAAGAUAUAUCAUCCGAAGAAGAUAGUCGCAGCAAUGCUGACACUGCUAAACGUCAAAAGCCAGAUCCUCAAUUUAGGUUAAAAAAGCCCACUUCGAUUAGUUUGUCCGUGCCAAAUCCAGUACUCGAUCAUUCAACAAAACCAGUCAGCUAUCCAAAGCCACAGCAACAGUUGCUGGUACCGAACUUGCCGCUUUCAUCUCAAAUGAACAAUAAUCCACCACCCCUUGUUCCAUUCUCGCUCCCCUUGACACCCGAAUCUCCACAAGUACCGCUUCCUGAAAAUUGGCAAACAUGGUUGGAUGAAGAACGGCUACGAGGCAACAGCUUUUUCACACCCGUCUCUGGUCGUCGACAAUCCAUAGAAACAAUUAGCAGCGCUGGAAGUGAUUACUCGCCGAGGUUGACCACUGAUGAAGUUGAAAUCAAAAUUGAUUCAAAAUGGUACCGUGUGAAGAGGAACGUCUACGAAAGAAUGCCAAAAGGGAAACUGUACUACAUACAACAAAAAAAUAUGCUUAUCAGAUACUUCGACGACAAUCAAAUGGAACAAUUCUACAAAAACAUCGGUGUCCAGAGUCCCAAUCCAUCGCCCUCUGACCUCAAUCAGAUGAAGGCUUGUGCUGAAAACAAUGCGGAGACUCUCCUUAUACCAUCCGAUCCAUCGCAGAUGAAUGAAGUUAUUGAAAUUGACAAAGAGGUAACAUUCUCAACAGAAGACCAACUUAGUGAGCCUGAAAUGUAUGUGGAGGAGAUCGAGAACGUCAGACGUUACGCACCUAAGGACUUCUUCGGUUUUUACCAGUUCGUCACAGGAUACCAAAUCGUCCGUCACAACUGCCCCAUUAGUUUUCAUAUGUUCCUAGUUUUGCAUAAUACGAACAGAAUUAAACAAUUGUUAUAUGAAUACGUGAAUGCGUUAAUGAACGGGCAGUGCAUUCAUUAGCGUCUCAAGGCCGGUUCAAGAAGCUUUUUCAAUCUCAGGCGAAUGUCACACGUUCAAUAUUUACUAUGAUCCGUCAGUAUUUACCAAGAAAUGAGAUAUUUAUUGAACGUGUUCAUAGUGCAUUGACGAACGUCAGUAUUUAUUGAUGUGUAAGGUCCACGGAGAAAUUCAUUGACAGUGACAGAUCAAUCAGUAAAUAGUGAUGGUGCGAACCACAGUAAAUACUGAUCUCGUGUAGCAUUUGCCAUAGGCAGUGGGGUUCAGAGUUGGUAGUGGCAGGUGAGCAGGAAAAAAACAUGUAUGCUCUUAAUAGCACUAGAAGCAAAGGACAAACCUCAACCCGCCUGGAAUAUUGCCAAUUUUUUUAAAUCUACAAACAAAAGCUGAGAAAAAGACUGUUAAAAAUAGGUGUAUUCGGAUUUUCAAUAAGUACUUUUCAAUAGACUACUUGACUCAUAUCUAAUUUCAUAGAAUAAAUGAGUAUUUCUUACACUAUUUGGCUUUGGAAAACGAAAUAUAUCAAUAUCAAAUUUUAAAAGCGCAAGUCCAAUUUUAAAUAAAAUUACUUUUUAUGUUGAUACGAAACGGUGAAAACACUAUCCGCCAUGAUGUGACGUCAUACAAAUUGUAAACAAAAAAACGUCAUCCGUAUAUCAUUCGUGGAUUAACGUUGUCUUCCUUGGGUAUUUCUAAAAAACUUCUAAUCCAGGUAAAAACUUUUCUCGUUUUAUUGAAAAAAACAAUCAUGGACGUUGGAUAAGUAUGAUAUUAACAUAGGUUGUUUGGCAAGUUCUUGCGGUUUUUAACCUUCAAAUUCAAACUAACAUAUCUCAGUUUUAACAAAACUUUAUUAUUCAAAAUAAAAACCAUUAGAAUCAGUACACUUUUGCCAACGAGAAACAAGUUUAUAUACAGCUAACGUAGAAAUCCGGAGUUCUGGCUAUGAACGAAGGCAUUUUUGGCAGCGUCAUGGUUAUUGAAGCAUUUCUCGCGGAGGAAGUGGUCGAGGUGUUCGAAAAAGUGGUAGUCGGUGGGCGAGAGGUCGUUCAACUUUUGCAGGGUCGGCGUUGUGGAGAAGAAUUGGCCUCUUCAUAUUGACCAAUCUAUGGGACAUACGUCGGAACUUCUGAUGCAUUUCGUAGAUUUAUUGGCAGUACUUCUCCGCCUUCAUCGUUGCGCUCGGAUUUGGAAAGCUAUGGUAGAUCAGACCACCAAUCAGUCACCAUAACCUUUUUUGGAUGGAGUUCCACCAGAGUCUUUAAUUCGAAGCCUUUUAUCAUGUGGCGCUCUUUAUCUUCAAGGCUCUCGUCACCGCUGCGGAAUUUCUUGAACCACCAUUGUGCCGUACGUCCGUUAAUGGUUCCUGGCCAAAUGCAUCGUUGAUAUCGCGAGCUGUAUCGGCAGCUUUUCGACCUGAUUUGAACUGGAAUAAUAAAGUCGUGCGAAUGCCUAUAUUUAUAAGUCGUGAAAAAAACAAAUUACCGUAAUACAAAACGAAUACAUCGACUAGAUAUAGCGAAAAACACGCUUUAAAAUCUUAUAUAAAGUCAAGUAUUUAUUUAAAAAAAUGUUUUUGAAUUAAAGUUUCAGUCUUUUAGGCCUGAAAAAAUACAGUGUUAUUUUUUUGAUCUAAUAGCACAAAUAUUAAAAAAGUGUCAACUAGUCUAUUUUUAGUACAAGCACUCCACCACCAGUGUUACAAGCCCUUGAGCCGGCCCUGUAGACUUUCGAACCAGAAAGUAUGAAUUCUGAAAAUGUCAAACUAGAAUUUCAACACACAAUGUAAUGCCGAGUUAUUCAUGUAACAAAUAUGUAUCCAAGCUGUGCUGUAGGUAUGUCGUAUACUUCAAGCAAAUUACACUGUCUCAUAUUUUGCCAAAUUAAAGGACUGAAGCGACUAUUUGGAAAAAAGAUAAAAAUACACUAGUCCGACCUAGUUUAUUGCUUGCGAUUUUUCUAAAAAUCAGCUGUAAUUAAGUAGGAUCCGGCGGCCAAAUAAUGUUUCUGCACAUUAUGCAAAAAUAAUAUUUUAUCCUUUUCUGGAACUGCUAAUAACUCCUUUUGUAAAUCUUUUUCAAAAAUCAAAUUCUGUAAUGGCAUUAAAUUAUUUUUUUCAAAAGGAUUAAUAUUUGAAGGCAUUGAUUUAAAAGCUUUAAUUACGUCUUGCUUGCAAAUCUUGAUGGAUAUCGAAAUAACAAGGUCUUUCAACUCGGAAUACACUUUAUGAAUUAAUGGUUCCUCUUUCUGGAACAUAGGAGUAUAUCUUGUAAAUAAACUUAUACUCGACAGCAAAAAGAGCAUUUCACAUUUUAAAGCUUUUUGCUUAAGGAAACCGCAAAUGGUACUGUAACCAGAACUUUUCAUUUGAUGGUCUGCCUUGAGAGGUAUAAACGUAAGAAAGCCUCCCAUUGUUCCAAAAUCAUUUCAAUAGCAGAACCUAAAGUUAGCCAUCUGCUACUAACAUGCUUUAAGAAUUUGUGUUCUGGAACACUCUUUUUUCGUUGUAUCGCACCUUGAAGGCCAUCCAUCAAAAAAAUGAUAUAUAGCUAUAAUUAAAUUACAGCAAUCUUCUCCUAACUCUUUGAGAGCCUUCAAAAAACUAUUAUGAACAGUAUGGAUGGUACAUGACCCCAUAUCCAUUAGCGCCUUACCUCGAAUACUCAAAAUAUACUCAUUGAGAAGGCGUAAUGUCUUUUUAUUAACGUUUGGACCAUCGGUAGUGAUGGAGAUAAGUUUUGCUAAUGGCAAGUUGGCAUUAUCUAUUGCUUUUAAAAUUGCACUUUUAAGAUCUUCUGCCGUUGCGUGGCCCAUAUAAAAGCUUUCUAAACGAAAUUAUACUAUUUGGCCUGCUUUUUUUGACCAAAACUUUAUUCUUAUUUGCAACUCUUUCUUUCCAGUAUUAUUGGUCGUCUUAUCAUAUCGAAGUGAAUAAUAAGAAUUUCUGGCUUCUUCAAGCAUUUCAUUUCUGAAAUGGGGACCUAGCGCAUCUGUAAUAACUUAUUUUUUUCGGACUUAAGGUACAGCACCUUCAGCUGGAAACAUUUUCUUAAACAAACUAGCUAUCCCAGAUACUGAAUCUGCCGAAAAGUUUGAUGCUACAACUUUAAGGGCCCACAUUAGCUCGGCUUUAACCGCUGCAUUUUUACUGUUUGUUAGAGUAAGCAAAGAACUACCUGCUUUCUUCGAAUCUUGAGACACUUGUAUGUUUUGCGAAGAAAGCUUCCACGCAAAACGACCAGUUUUUGAGUUUUUUUGCAAUAACCCUUAUACUGAUUCAUUUAUUGGCGUCGGCAGGACUAUAAUAAAAAAUUUUCGUACAAAAACUUGUUUUGUGAAAAUGAACAAUGUUUUUAUAAAAACCACAAGAAAUAAACUUGCAUUUUGGUGCUUUUUAUUCGCCGUAUUUUUUAUAUAGUCCUUAAGCUUUGGCACUUAAAGAUUUAUUUUGCUUGGAGUAAUAUUCCAUAAACGUUUUUAAUGUAAUAGUAGUCAAGAAGUG
Molecule: messenger RNA, 8605 nt
Organism: Acanthoscelides obtectus
Lineage: Eukaryota; Metazoa; Arthropoda; Insecta; Coleoptera; Chrysomelidae
Source: the annotation of a GenBank genome assembly